Messenger RNA from Protopolystoma xenopodis, 699 nucleotides. Lineage: Eukaryota; Metazoa; Platyhelminthes; Monogenea; Polystomatidea; Polystomatidae. The record is from the annotation of a GenBank genome assembly.
AUGUCAGGCGCAUCCAUUUUAUUCAUCUGCAUUCCAGACUUGUCCAUUUUUAUAUUUGGUACUCUAAGGUCGAGUGAGGCUUCGUCUUCCGUGGACGUCUACUCCGAUGAGGUGAUUCGGCUGAUUCAUCUCAACCAGCCUGAGUUGUCGGAUCUAAUGUCCAGUCAUCCACAUCUCACCUAUUUUCUGCGGGUACUCGUUGAGAACGAACGCCUUAACCCAAAGUCACUUGAGAGCACUGGCAACGUGAGCGUAGACAGAAGAGCUGGAGGAUUGCCGAAAACUCAAGAGGAGCUUAUUGUAGCAGACGAAGGAGGUAGGAGUUCACCCUGUGACGAUCCAGGAAACAUGAACUAUAUGCUAAAGAUGCGUUUUUUACCUGGUCGCUUGGAUAUGGGGCUCCGUAUCAUGCAAAACUUGAUUGAUUUCGUCCGCAUCACACUGAAAAAUGAGGUAUUGCCUGCCAAAAAUAUUGAGAAGCUGGUGCUGGAAGCGGCACAUGAGUGCCGCCUCCCAAAUGAACUAACUUACAUUGGUAAUCAGGAGUAUUGGCAGUUAACUCUACGCCAACUACGCCGUAUCGAGCUUGAGGCUGCACGCAGCAUUCUACGAGAGAUUGUUAAUAGGAAUAAUUAUACCAUAGUUCUGGAGGAAUUGAAAAAGCGAUUAGCUGAUUUGCAUGGCAUAGAAAAUAGGUGA